Molecule: messenger RNA, 1151 nt
Organism: Musca domestica (house fly)
Lineage: Eukaryota; Metazoa; Arthropoda; Insecta; Diptera; Muscidae
Gene: mdlc
Product: E3 ubiquitin-protein ligase RNF113A
Exons: 3
Coding region: 111-1130 (339 amino acids)
Biological process (GO): snoRNA splicing
Cellular component (GO): U2-type spliceosomal complex
Molecular function (GO): metal ion binding
Source: RefSeq, a predicted model, not a curated record
CGAAAAAGAGUUGGCAACUCUAUACUUUGACAACAGAAGAGAGGCAACGUUUGUAAACAAAAACGUUUAUGAAAAUAAAUUCCUCUGAAAAACAAAAUAAAAAUUGAAUAAUGUCUGAAGAAACAGCAUCGACUUCCACCAGUUUUGGUUUCAAAAAACGAAAUAUCAAGAAGCCAGCAUUCCGGAGAAAACAGGAAUCAAGUAAUGAGUCAGAUGCCGGUAGCGCUGAAGAGGAGCAACAGCAAACCUCAGCCGUUGUGCGUUUGGAACAGAGACGUAAACGUGCCAAUCCAAAUUUUCAAAGUACAAAACAUAUCAAAAGCAAAAAGGAACGAAAUAACAAAGACUCCACUUCCAGCAGCAGUGAGGAAAGCGAUGACGAAAAACGUGUAUCGGUAUCGUAUAAAUCCAAACGUACAGCCAUGCCAAGUGGUCCACAGGAUCAGGGUGCAACCUCAGUGCUGGAAAUCGAUACAGAACUCGAUCGUGAUGCCCAGGCGAUACAUGAGAAAGCCAUAAAAGUCAACGAGGAAUUAGAGGGCAAAGCGGAUGAUAAAAUCUAUCGUGGUCUUAACAACUAUGCCCAGUACUAUAAGAAGAAAGAUACAGCGGCCGGCAAUGCUAGUUCGGGUAUGGUACGUAAGGGUCCCAUCAGAGCACCGGCUCACUUACGUGCCACUGUACGUUGGGAUUAUCAGCCAGAUAUUUGUAAGGAUUACAAAGAAACCGGAUAUUGCGGGUUUGGUGAUAGUUGUAAAUUUUUACAUGAUCGCAGUGAUUACAAGGCUGGUUGGCAGUUAGAAUUGGAUCAUGCCGCCCAGCAGAAGGGCGAAUGUGAGUCGGACGAGGAUGAUUCGAAGUAUGAAAUACAUUCCGAUGAGGAAUCGUUGCCGUUUAAAUGUUUCAUAUGUCGUCAGAGUUUUGUUAAUCCUGUGGUAACAAAAUGUAAACAUUAUUUUUGUGAAAAAUGUGCAUUGGAACAUUACAAAAAGUCUCAGCGUUGUUUUAUUUGUUCCCAACAAACAAAUGGUAUUUUCAACCCAGCAAAGGAAUUAAUAGCCCGCCUUAAAAAUGAGGUAGAUGAGGCAGAUCGUCAUGGUCAUAGUGAUUCAGAUGAGGCUAGUGAUUAAGAUAAUGUUGGCGUUUUUUUU